Messenger RNA from Pieris macdunnoughi, 549 nucleotides. The record is from the annotation of a GenBank genome assembly. Lineage: Eukaryota; Metazoa; Arthropoda; Insecta; Lepidoptera; Pieridae.
AUGCAGUCAGACGAUGAAAACUGUACGUUGCAUACAUGCUUCGACUUCCUGAAAACCGCAGUCAUGGGGUGCUGCUAUAGUAUAUGCCACAAUGAUUCAGAUCCUCAGGAUAAUGUCCCUAACGAAAGGACACAUCUUCUUGAGGUCCCUGAGCAGCAGCAGGAAUCACCAUCCCCAACCAUGUGUGCUUCUACACCUCCUCGAAAACCAGACGAGCAGAGUGCUCUAAAUAGGAUACUACAUGAGACUGCUACUAAUGUAAUAGAUGUGGGCGCUUUAGGCCCAUACUCGCUAGAAGCUAAUGCGUAUAGUGAAAGAGUGAGAGCCUACACAGCCCGAGCAGCUUCAGCAGCACUAACUCCACCGAUACCUGUAAAAUUAUUAGCUGACGUUCCACCGACCCUUUCCAAAGUGAUUCUCAAUGGUCCACCACCGGAUUGUGCAGAUAAGGAUCUGAUAACGAAUGCAGUGAAGAAAGCCGCGGCAGCCAUCUCCGAGCUCAGGGUGGAGCAUCACGAAGACUUGGUGGUGCCCUUCAGAGUGCCAUAG